Molecule: messenger RNA, 1822 nt
Organism: Cuscuta campestris
Lineage: Eukaryota; Viridiplantae; Streptophyta; Magnoliopsida; Solanales; Convolvulaceae
Source: the annotation of a GenBank genome assembly
UUAAGAGAUUUGCCUCUGAAUGGUUAAGUAUUAUACAGAGUCUGAAUGGUUAAGACCUCUUAUCUGAAUUGAUCAGACAUUUGCCUCUAAAUAGUUAAGCAAUAUACUAACUCUUAAUGGUUCAGACCUCUUACUGGUUCAGCACUUAAUGGUUCAGACCUCUUACUGGUUCAGCACUUACCUAUUCAGAAGUUGCCAAACAGCCCCUAAAUUCGUUCACGCCUAAGUAUUCUCUGACGAAGUCACGAAGAUCAGCUGCGCUCUUGAUUACCAGAUGGAUUCCAACUCAGAAGAUACUCCUGGUCUUUCUUCUUCUUCCUGUUCGUUAUGUCUAAAAAUCUUGACAUCUGACAAUGACACCACUGACUUUGAAGCAGUAAAUAUGUGUAGUGAUUGCAAUUUCUUGGUCCUAGAAGACCUUGAUUCCCCCAUGAGAGACGUGUAUCAGUGGAGAUCAUCUGGGUUUAGGAGAACAAGGUAUAAUAGCAGUGCCGAGUCCAUUGAGAAUCUUUUUCCACAACAGGUCUCAUAUGUGUUUAACUUCGCAAGGGAACACCAGGACAAUAUGUUGGAGCACGAUGAUCAUUCUGUUGAUGCAGAUGGUGGCUCCAGAUCAUUGCAAUGUACAAGCUCUAGCCCAACUCCCAGUGGAUCUAGGAGGUUGAGGAGGGUGCUCUCUGAUACUGAAAGUGAUGGAAUUGGACCUGGCAUUGCCGAGAGCGAAUCAAAUCUGAGAUUUGGUGGCCACUACAGGGUCGUGGAUGGCGAAAAUGAAAGUAUUUCCUAUGGAUGGAGCUCUAAUGCUUCUGAUGACGGCAGUAGCUUACUUGGCAUUGAAAAUUCUGCAUAUGAAGGAAGUGAUGUCCAAACUGAUACAGACAUUGACCCCAUGCAUGCCGGUAUGUAUCAUUGGAACUCAGAUGAUCAAGAAGAGGAUGCCAGCAGAUGGGAAGAGGCUGGCAGUGAGGAAACCAUAUUUGGUGGUAGAUCUCGGCAAAGGUCAUUGAGUUUGACUGAGAGCACUUGGAGCAGACUAAACAACAUUCUCUCUGCAGAAUCUGAGGAUAUUGUGGAUGGGCAUGAGUUUGACGAAUUGGUCGACCAUCUCUCUGACGCCGAUGGUUUCAGAAGGGGAGCACCACCUGCGGCAGCAUCCGCUUUAAACAGCCUGCCGCGCGUGGUUAUCAAGAAUCAUGAGCAGCUUGAUGGCAUGGUUUGUGCAAUAUGCAAGGACUCACUGUUUGUGGAGACUAUUGUGAACCAACUGCCUUGUUCUCAUCUCUAUCACCCUUCUUGUAUCAUUCCAUGGUUAAGCUCCAGGAACACCUGUCCCCUCUGCAGAUAUGAGCUUCCAACUGACGAUCAAGAAUACGAGGACAAGAAACAUAGGAACCGUGAAAUUCAGCAGAGUGACAUGAAUGGCGAUGGUUCCUCAGAUGUGGUUAAUGCUGCUUCUGAAGCAAUCAGUACGGGUGGUUCUCGCUCGGGAGGACCUCAGGGGAGAUGGUAUUCUAUAGCUGCUGCUGCUGCUGCUGCGGCACCUGUUAUAAGUGUUGUCGGCAUUGCCCUUUUGUUGUGGUUGGGCAACCCAUUGACAGAGCCCAGGAGAAAGUCAAGUGUCCUUGAAGUAUUUUCUUCUCACAGACAGCCUUCAAAUCACCGUGGCAGGAGAAGGUGGAAUCUGAUCUAACACCUUCAAUCGCCUGAUUUUUUACUCUGAAGUUGAACCCGGAAGCUGGCCUCCAUUUUCAGCUUGAAUUGUUGCCCCUUGGGGAAAAAAAUAUUCAGGUAUACAAUGUAUUUGCGACAUGUUUUGAUAUGU